Messenger RNA from Lachancea dasiensis, 1533 nucleotides. The record is from the annotation of a GenBank genome assembly. NCBI's taxonomy places the organism in Eukaryota, Fungi, Ascomycota, Saccharomycetes, Saccharomycetales, Saccharomycetaceae.
AUGGAGGACACUCUAGAAAGACACAGUUUCAAGGUCUUCAAUCAAGACUUUACCGUGGACAAGAGGUUUCAGCUCAUCAAGGAGAUCGGACACGGAGCAUAUGGAAUUGUGUGCUCCGCGAGGUUCGCCGAAGCAGCGGAAGAAACAAAUGUGGCGAUCAAGAAAGUGACUAACAUAUUCGCUAAAACGCUGCUCUGCAAAAGGUCGCUACGAGAGCUGAAGCUGCUGCGGCAUUUCAGAGGCCACAAAAACAUUACGUGCCUGUAUGACAUGGACAUUGUAUUCUCUUCGGAUUCAUCUUUCAAUGGACUGUAUUUAUAUGAAGAGCUCAUGGAGUGCGACAUCCAUCAAAUCAUAAAAUCUGGCCAAUCAUUGACAGAUGCACAUUAUCAGAGUUUCAUAUAUCAAAUAUUAUGUGCCCUCAAGUACAUACACUCGGCCGACGUUUUGCAUAGAGACUUGAAGCCUGGGAACCUACUAGUCAAUGCAGAUUGCCAGCUGAAGGUCUGUGAUUUCGGCCUAGCGAGGGGCUAUUCGGAAAAUCCAGUUGAGAACAAUCAAUUUUUAACAGAAUACGUUGCAACUAGGUGGUAUAGAGCCCCUGAAAUUAUGUUAAGUUACCAAGGCUACACAAAGGCGAUCGACAUAUGGUCUUGCGGCUGUAUUUUGGCAGAACUUCUUGGCGGAAAGCCUAUCUUCAAGGGUAAGGACUACGUGGAUCAACUCAACAGAAUUCUACAAAUUUUGGGGACCCCUCCUGAGGAAACUUUAAAACGUAUUGGAUCAAAAAAUGUUCAAGACUAUAUACAUCAGUUGGGCUAUGUUCCUAAGGUACCUUUCAAGACCUUAUAUCCACAAGCCAACGCUCAAGCCUUGGACCUUUUAGAGAAAAUGCUCGCAUUUGAUCCACAAAAGAGAAUAACGGUUGAAGAGGCACUAGAACAUCCCUACCUCAGCGUAUGGCACGACCCCGCCGAUGAACCUGUGUGCACUGAGAAGUUCAACUUCAGCUUUGAAUCAGUAAAUGAAAUGGAUCAGUUAAAACAAAUGAUUCUUGAUGAGGUUCACGAUUUUAGACAGUUUGUUAGACAGCCUUUGAUGGAAGAGGAACAAGCGCAGCAUGAGCAACAACUAUUGGAACAACAACAACAACAACAACAGCAGGCGCAGCAUGAGGAGCAACGUAAGAUGAAACAAGAGCAUGAGAAACAAGAUCAACAGCAGCGGGAGCAUGCUCAAAAUGUUAUGACAGCAGGCCGUUAUUUAUCGGAUCAGUACCAGGAUGGCUUUCGGCAAUCAGAACUCUUCUCGCAACCAGCGAGUGCUUCCGCAGACUUGAAUGACCAGUUUCUUGGCAUACAUUCCGGAAAUUUGCCUGGACACGACGCUGACUUUCCUCCAAGGCCUCAAGAAAAUUCCUUGGUCUCGCCUUUGGGCAGAUCAUCACAUCCACUUGAGUCAGGCGGCUCAUUUGAUGACUGUCUAGAUCUUGAGAAGGAACUAGAAUUUGGUCUCGAUCGCCAAUAUGCAUAA